AAAAAAUAUUAUUUACAAUAAAAAAAAGAUGACAGAAAUUAGAGAAUUGAUUCUAGAUAAAUUCUUCUCACCAAACGGGGGCAUUCCAGAUCAAAAAGAUUUCAAAGUAACAACCUCAAAAUUUGAUGAAAAUAAACCUUUAGAAAAAGAUCAAAUUUUAAUUAAUUUGGAAUAUAUUUCAGUAGACCCCUAUCUAAGGGCAAGAAUGCAAGGUGUUCAUACUUUUGUUGAUCCAUUUAAAUUACAUGAACCAAUUAAUAGUGGCUGUGUAGCAAAGGUUUUAAAAUCAAAUUGUCCAAGAUUCAAAGCAGGUGACCAUGUUAGUGGAUAUUUUAAUUGGCAAGAAAAACAAAUUGUUAACGUAACAAAGGAAGUGGUAAAAGUUGAUCCUAAUCUUGCUCCAUUACCACACUUUGUGGGUGUUCUCGGUAUGACUGGUUUAACAGCAUACUUUGGUUUGGUUUUAAUAGGAAAACCAAAGAAAGGUGAAACUAUUGUAGUUUCUGCAGCUGGUGGAGCAGUAGGUUCAAUUGUAGGUCAAAUUGGUAAAAUACUUGGUUGUAGAGUAGUCGGUAUCUGUGGUUCAGAUGAGAAAGCAAAGUUUCUAAAAUCAGAAUUUGGUUUUGACGAGGUUGUUAACUAUAAGAGCUCCACAUACGAAAAAGAUCUAAAAAAUGCAUGUCCAAAAGGAAUUGAUAUAUAUUUUGAAAAUGUUGGAGGAAAAAUUGCAGAUCCAAUUUUAUUCUUAAUUAAUAAGCAUGCACGUAUCCCAGUUUGUGGAACAAUUUCAACUUAUAAUGCCCCAAUUGAAAAGGACAUUGGUCAAAGAGCUCAAUAUUUUAUCUUUUCCAAACAAGCAUUAAUGCAAGGUUUCUUAGUAUUUGAUUACUCUGAACAAGAAACUAAUGAGGCAUUAAAGCAUUUAUCUCAAUGGAUUAAAGAAGGGAAACUUAAAGAAAAAAAUGUUAUCUUCAAAGGAUAUGACCAUAUUAUUGAGGCUUUUACAAAAUUAUUCAAUACAACAAACAACACUAACAUUGGAAAAGUAGUAAUUGAUGUAACCGAUCAAAGUGGUAGUUCUAAAGCUCAACAAUAAUAUUAUUAAUAAUAAUAAUAAUAAAUAAAAUAUUUUCAUUUUAUCAAAUUAU
Messenger RNA from Dictyostelium purpureum, 1148 nucleotides. RefSeq lists its product as uncharacterized. Lineage: Eukaryota; Evosea; Eumycetozoa; Dictyosteliales; Dictyosteliaceae. The transcript has 5 exons. Bases 29 to 1096 code for a protein of 355 amino acids. The record is from RefSeq and is a predicted model, not a curated record. Gene Ontology annotation, molecular function: oxidoreductase activity, acting on the CH-CH group of donors, NAD or NADP as acceptor.